AUGUACAGUGUGGAGGACCUCCUCAUUUCUCACGGAUACAAUCUGCCCAAGACAAGCAUCCCCUGCCCCUCUUCAACUUCAUCCGUCACCGCGCCUUACGAGAAGCAGCGCCACGCCGUCGUCGCUUGCCACCGUGAAAUCCCAGCAGCAGAGAACCAGAGGUCUGGUCGUGGUGGAUCACUGAACGGGUAUGAACAGGCGGGAGACAGGGGGGCUUGCAUCUUCAGCAGCAGCAGGCAGGCACUACUGGCGAAGGGCUACCCCGGCAGCUGCGACAAUGAGAGCUGCGGGGAAAGGAACCAAAGGCGAAAAGAAGCUGGCAGCGGUAACCUAGGUGACAGCCUAGCACAGCCCCUGGGCGAUUCUCUCGCCACGGAUAGCGGGUGAGUUAAAAAAAUAUAUUUUCUCUCUUUUGAGAUCCCCACAAUACCUUCCCUCCCUUUUUUUUUUGCCGGGCCCUUCGGCAUUGCAUGCAAAGCCGAGCCACCCUGUCUGCACUGCGCAGGAGGGUGGUUUUUUUCUUUUUCUCCCCGUUUCCUUCCUUCUAGAGCUGCAGAACGAACACUGAGGCUGCUGCACCACUGCCUUGUCUUGCCAGAUGCUGCGAUACGAUGAGGUUUGUGCUCCAAAUGGCACACUAUUCCCUAUAUAGUGCACUAUUUUCGACCAAAGCCCAAUGGGCCCUGGGUAAAAGUAGUGCACUAUAUAGGGAAUAGGGUGCCUUAUGCUGUGAUAUGAUGAGGAAUUCUUAUCAUGUAAAGGUUUCUUCUUCUGCACUGUUGGGUUGUUUACGUUGCGAUGUGAAUCGAUGCUUAAAGAGAGCACUUUCCAUUGAAAUGGGCUCUGGUCAAAAGUAAUGCACUAUAUAGGGAAUAGGGUGCCAUUUGGUCAAAAGAAGUGCACUAUAUAGGGCAGUGGUCAACACAUUUUUUUUUGAGUCAAUAUCACUUUCACAGUCAAAAAGCAAGCCGAGAUCUACCACUCAGAUAAAAAAAAAGAAGAAAACAUUACUUAAAAUGUUUUACAUUAACCUACUAAAAACUAGGAAUGAGGUUUGUGCAGUAGGCCUAAUACAUUAUCACAGCAUAUAGGCUGUAUGCCUGUCCAGCCAAUAUUGUUCUUCUCAUACCAUAUUAUAUUUCAAAAAUCGAGCUUUGAUAACAAAAUAGAUCAUUUGGUGUAGCACUUGCGAGGCACAGCUGAGCAGAAAUUGAAAUAAUUUGCAAAUGAUUUGCUUGUUUAUUUCACUGGACUGAUAGUACCUGCAUCUGAUGGUCAUGGUGCUUUCAAGACACUGGGAAAAACGAGGUCAAAUCAUCAGGUUGGAACUGUCGGCGCUCUAGAAAGAUGCCAGAUUUUCCGACUUCAAUUUCCGAGUUGGAUGAUCGUUCAAAACUAUUUUUCACAGUCGGAUCUCGUUUUUUUCCCCAGAGUUCCCAGUUGUCUUGAACGCACUGAAGUUGGAGAUUUCCAUUUGUUUUGAACACAGCAUUAGUCUCAGUGGAGGGAGGGGGAGAGCAGCAGAGGGUCCGUCUCUCAUGGUACCUGCUCUCUCCUUCCUUUCCUCCGGUGAGACUGACCAAAGAGAGGGGAAAUCGUCUUCCACCUGAUGGCAAAACUCGAGUCGCACCGCAUCUACCUCAUGCUCAAAUUCAUGUUGUUCCUAUGACCAGAGAAAUAAAAACGCAGGGCUAUCGAUACACUUGGCUACUCAUUCAUUGCAGCUGCAGCGCAAGUGGAAGUAGGGAGAAGCUCGUUUUAUGUUUUGUAAUAGUGUUGAAUAAAAACAGUGUUGACAGUGCUGAAUAAAAACGUAGACAUGAACUCAUUCCUAAAAACAGCAGCUCUUUGCAGUAUUCUUUGACAGUCUCUCUCUGGUUUUAAAAGUUAUGAAAUCUCACAUAGGCUAGUAUCAAACUUUGCUGUGGCCGGUGUCGUGGAAGCUGUAGGCACAAUGAUUUGAGCGCAGUAGGCAGUAGGGGCACUCGAUUUAGCCACAGAUCUCCCGUUUGUCUUUUCAGACAAUUGAAAUGGUUCAAAAUGGGAACACUUUGCCUACCCGGAGCGCAGGGCUUCUGAAUGAAGUGCACCUAUCGCUAACAGCGCAAAACACACACACACACACACACACACACACACACACACACACACACACACACACACACACGCACACACGCACACACAAAAAAAGGAGUGCAAGCCUUUAUCAUUGGCUUUUCUACAGAAAUGUUUGGUAAUCGACUAGGAAUGCCUUGACCGGUUGGUGACCACUGAUGUAGGGUGCCAUUUGUAAUGACACCAUGAUGGAUGAUACUGUAUACAGUGUUAUCCUCCAAUGGAUUUAGUUGUCAUCAAUGGCCUCUUCCCAGUCUUUAGUACCUACAGUAUGGUUGUUCAGAUAGGCUACUAUAGAUCUACAGUGAGGGAAAAAAGUAUUUGAUCCCCUGCUGAUUUUGUACGUUUGCCCACUGACAAAGAAAUGAUCAGUCUAUAAUUGUAAUGGUAGGUUUAUUUGAACAGUGAGAGACAGAAUAACAACAAAAAAAUCCAGAAAAUCGCAUGUCAAAAAUGUUAUAAAUUGAUUUACAUUUUAAUGAGGGAAAUAAGUAUUUGACCCCCUCUCAAUCAGAAAGAUUUCUGGCUCCCAGGUGUCUUUUAUACAGGUAACGAGCUGAGAUUAGGAGCACACUCUUAAAGGGAGUGCUCCUAAUCUCAGCUUGUUACCUGUAUAAAAGACACCUGUCCACAGAAGCAAUUAAUCAAUCAGAUUCCAAACUCACCACCAUGGCCAAGACCAAAGAGCUCUCCAAGGAUAUCUGGGACAAGAUUGUAGACCUACACAAUGCUGGAAUGGGCUACAAGACCAUCGCCAAGCAGCUUGGUGAGAAGGUGACAACAGUUGGUGCGAUUAGUCGCAAAUGGAAGAAACACAAAAGAACUGUCAAUCUCCCUCGGCCUGGGGCUCCAUGCAAGAUCUCACCUUGUGGAGUUGCAAUGAUCAUGAGAACGGUGAGGAAUCAUCCCAGAACUACUCGGGAGGAUGUUGUCAAUGAUCUCAAGGCAGCUGGGACCAUAGUCACCAAGAAAACAAUUGGUAACACACUACGCCGUGAAGGAUUGGAAUCCUGCAGCGCCCGCAAGGUCCCCCUGCUCAAGAAAGCACAUAUACAGGCCCAUCUGAAGUUUGCCAAUGAACAUCUGAAUGAUUCAGAGGAGAACUGGGUGAAAGUGUUGUGGUCAGAUGAGACCAAAAUCGAGCUCUUUGGCAUCAACUCAACUCGCCGUCUUUGGAGAAGGAGGAAUGCUGCCUAUGACCCCAAGAACAACCAUCCCCACCGUCAAACAUGGAGGUGGAAACAUUAUGCUUUGGGGGUGUUUUUCUGCUAAGGGGACAGGACAACUUCACCGCAUCAAAAGGACGAUGGACGGCGCCAUGUACCGUCAAAUCAUGGGUGAGAACCUCCUUCCCUCAGCCAGGGCAUUGAAAAUGGGUCAUGGAUGGGUAUUCCAGCAUGACAAUGACCCAAAACACACGGCCAAGGCAACAAAGGAGUGGCUCAAGAAGAAGCACAUUAAGGUCCUGGAGUGGCCUAGCCAGUCUCCAGACCUUAAUCCCAUAGAAAGUCUGUGGAGGGAGCUGAAGGUUCGAGUUGCCAAACGUCAGGCUCGAAACCUUAAUGACUUGGAGAAGAUCUGCAAAGAGGAGUGGGACAAAAUCCCUCCUGAGAUAUGUGCAAACCUGGUGGCCAACUACAAGAAACGUCUGACCUCUGUGAUUGCCAACACGGGUUUUGCCACCAAGUACUAAAUCAUGUUUUGCAGAGGGGUCAAAUACUUAUUUCCCUCAUUAAAAUGCGAAUCAAUUUAUAACAUUUUUGACAUGCGUUUCUCUGGAUUUUUUUGUUGUUAUUCUGUCUCUCACGGUUCAAAUAAACCUACCAUUAAAAUUAUAGACUGAUCAUGUCUUUGUCAGUGGGCAAACGUACAAAAUCAGCAGGGGAUCAAAUACUUUUUUCCCUCACUGUACAUCCAGGUUUUUAGGGUUACAUGUUUACAGGUUAUAAUAUGUUUAGAUUUUAUUGUAAAUAUUAAAUUUUUUAUAUUAAUGAAUUAAUAACUUCAGUACCCUACCACUCAAUUGUGCUUUCUUCUCUUUCCAGGUUCUACGACGUGCCCAGCUUAACCUAUUCUGAGCAGAUCGAGAGAAGAGAGCAGCUGGAGGAGAGGGAUGUGUCCUACUGGAGGAGGAGAGGUCAGGACUUCAGCUUCCUCCUGGAUUACACAGACGGCCGGGAGCUGAGAGCGUCCACUGGAUUUCUGAAGGCCUCUGAGGGGGCAUGGCGACCACAGGCCCUGAUCGCAGAGGACCAUUGGGGAGAGAGGGAGAAGACGCAGAAGCAGCAGAAGCAGCUAUGGGAAGACACCUCCAUCUCCUGGCUAAGAGAGGCCGAUGCGGCUCCUGGACAGUUGAGGGUAAUGACUGGGGUGACUGGGGAGCGGAAGUGCCAGAGCCUGGGCACAGAGGAGUGGAAGCCUGCGGUGGGGCUGGGGAGGCAGCUGUCGGAUGGUGAGGGCGAGAGGUGGGCUCAGGAGCAGCAGCACCGCCUGAGGACUCCAGAGAGCGCUGGUUCUAUCCUCCCCAGAACCAGAGGGAUGUCCCAGUCCCUCCCCAGAGUGCUGUCGCCUGAUGGAACUACUGAACACACAAACACACAGUCCAGUUUGGUCAGUAUCCAGCUUCGACCAGGCCAGGUUGAUAGACAGCGUGUGAACAGCACCGUCUUUUCCGGGCCUUAUAGUCGGUAUUACCACAGUGCCGCAGUCGGCAGGGACCGGUGGGCCAGGAACAGUUGGCAAAGCGUCGGACAUGUUGCACUUUUACCAAAGCCCAGGUUCAGCAGGCCUGUCAAGCCUCCAUCAUACGAAAUACACCAGCAGACUAGGGGUAGCCAAGAGAUGCUCGCUGUAGCUGUACUAGACCAGCAGGGAGGGUCCAAACAACAGAAAGACAACAGGCCUAUCUAUUACCCAAGGGGUGGAGAAUUGCAAAGACAAGACUAUUUCGCACAACACUCUGCUAUCUUUGGUAUGGAGCCCCCCGGUUAUAUCCCGCCCCCGUCUUAUAAGAGAGCCCUGCCCCCAAUCAGGGGAGGACCAAUCAACCGCAAUGAAGUGGCAAACUAUAAGUGGAGUGGGGAGAUGCAGAUACAGAUGCACAUGCCUAUGAGCUCAGAGGCGGGAAAGUGGUUUUCCGGACAGACUGGAGGGUCGUGGCUGGAACACUACGGGGAUCGAGGUAUACCCUACAGAAAACAGGUUAACGCUAACCCGAACCUUAACCCUGGACACACCAAGGAACAUCUGGGGCAUGUUCACCAUUUACCCUUUGAUGAUCUGCGAGUGAGACAUAUCUCAGGAGGGUCUGGCGGAAAUUCUCUCACUGACACUGACAAGUUGAUCCGAAACAUGAACAAAGAGACUCCCUGCGCUAAGGUUUUAGGACAAUCUACACAUGAUAGUGCCUUUUCCCCCCCACAGGGGCUAUCUCUCAAUACAGACUGCCGCAAGACAUCUCUCAAUAACAACGACAGUAGUAGUACUAGAUGGUGCAACAGAGGUUUAAUAAACAAAGGAAGUGUAGACCAUGUAGCUCCUGAUCAGAGCUGUGGUAACUAUCCAAUAGCUUUUCAGAUUAGACCGCCUCAGCAGCUGAUCAGGCAUGUGGACCAAGGUCAAGGUGUGUCAGAAACUGUGACUCAAGUGAAAAAGUCAGUCAAUGAGCCUGACUCCACAGAGAAAGAGAAACCAAGAAAGACUGACUCAGAGAAAACAGAAAAAACAGAGAAAAAGAGUGUAAAAAAGAAACUUAGUGAGACAAUAUUCUGUUUGGUGUCUGUUCCCAUCCCUCCAACGCCGGGCGGUACGUCCCGUGAUCAAAACAACAACAACGACGAGAAGCCACCAAGCCCAGUCCGGCCAUCAAGCCCAGUGGACAGUCUGAGUGAGAACAAAACGGGCCACUUAACAAACCAAAGUCUCCAAAGCACAUCUUCAGCAGAGGCUGAGCUGCAAGCACUAACCGGUAGCAUAGCGAGCAGCAGAUCAAGCAGCAAAAUAGUGAGAAAACUCCCUAUUAAGCCCCCCAAAAUAAACCAUCACAAGGAGCUGAAACUCUCGGGUGCCUGGCCUGGGAACCAAUACCGGGACCAGGAGACCCAAACUAGACCAGAAGCCCGAAAACCUCAGCCUCCCCUUCUUCCAGGCCCUGAAAACAAGGAAGCACAAGACCCUCAAGUCCCUGCCCCAGGCUCCUCUGACGUCAUCACCCCAGAUCCCAGCGGUGUGGGCAGUACUGCAUUCAGCUAUCCUAUAAAAGGGGUGAAGAGCCUGAAACCAUCCAGCAACAGCGCCUUUUCCAGGAUGGCUACUUUCUCAAUUUCCAGCCAGCUGAACAAGAGCACAGCUCAGCCACCAGCAGCAGCAGCACCACCACCACCCUCAGGAAACACGACGGAGGAGGCCAAACCAGCAGCGACCUGCAGUGGGCAGGAAGCCUUCGGUCAGUUCCUUCUGAAGCCUGUCAGCAGGCGGCCAUGGGACGCCAUCGAGGAGCUGGAGACUAUCAACAAAGAGUUCCAGGAUCAGCAGCAGAACAGCAAGAGACCCAGUGUUGACCAGUGCAUUAAGGACCUCAACGAGGCCUACAAAGACAUCCUAGAGCUAGGCACUGCCAGCAAUAACAUUUCCAACAAUAGCGGCGCUGUGCAGAUCCCUGAGCGGAUCAAGAUAAGGCUGGCAGGGGAGGCGGGGCUCAGCAAGCCCAGCAGCCUUAGGCACAGUAUCGAGAGCUGGUCUGUGUCUGUCGACCCGGAGUACAGGGAGGUUAAGAGCGCCUUCUCCAGACCCGCUGAAAGAAAAUCUGUGACUUUCAGCAAGCAGCUAAGAGAAGAGCUCCCUGUCCCACCACGCAAGCCUACAGGAUUCAGAGAAUACAGGGUUGUUUCGAACUUGUCGCAGAGGAGAAGUAGCUGCAGUGGCAGGACAGUGAAGCUAGACCUCCCUUCGCCUUCGGAGACACCACCACCAUGUGACUUCACUGGCCCUAGUGACUUUACUGACCCUCCUAGUGAUCCCAGCGAGACCAGAGACUUCAGCCCAAUGACGCCAACAACGCACACUGCAGCCGAAGUCCCCUGGGCAGAUAGGCAGCCGAUGCAGGACGCCUCUACACUUACAAGUCCCCCUGACUAUGAGGACAUAUGUCAGUCUUUACAAAAGACCCGAGACUCAGAGGUUAACAAAACGUUGACUGCCAUAUCUAAACCUGGUGGUGGUAGCUGCGAUACAGAGCCUCCAGGGGGUGCCUGUUUAGACUCUGUAGAGGAAUGCCCCAUUUGUAAAAAAGAGAGCGAGAGCCAGAUUUCCAGACCAAGUCCAAUGUCUCCGCUCCAUGAGGAGUCAAGCCCAGACUUAUCCGAUCAAAGUAGUGCGACGAUUGUUGGCGACAGUGACAGUCCACAAGGAGCUGAAACAUCUGAAGAACCAGCUGAAGGCGAAGUAGACACAAAGGUUUCCUCUGACUCUGGCUCAAAUCGUUCAGAGGCUCAGACUAUAUGUUGCGAUUGGAGGAAGCAGCUGUCACUCAUAGAUAAGAACGUGCAGGGGAGUGUCGCUGCUGAGAAGACCAACCAAGCUCUGGCAGCGGCAGAGGACCUUGGCAAUCUAUUCAAACUUAAAUGUGCUGAGGGCAUUCCAGAGAACGAGUCCAUAGAGGAGAGGGCAGCCAGGAUAUUAGGGAUUGAUAUACCUGCAGAGUCUUUAGUCACAGGGGAGCAGAGGGUUAGCGAGACGGCAACAGAGGAGAUUGAAUUUACAGAGAGUAAUCCCGCUGCUAGAGAAGAUCCAGAAAGCAGGAGUGCAAACGAACAGACAGGACAAACGCAUGUGAGAGAUCCAGAUUCUGAGGAACUGGACUCUGGAACGGUAUCUACAGUUCCUCCUGAUGGGCAGGAGGCAAAAGAAAAGGAGGCAAAAGAAAAGGAGCCACCACAGGAUAACCCAGAGCACAUCAGGAGUGUGAAAUGGACCCAUCUGGGUCGAGAAACUCCAGGUAUGCAGGAGUUUCCACCAGACAGACUACCGCUUUCGGUCCCCAUCAACCCUGACCUUAAGCUGUCCCACAGUCUGGAGGGAGAAAGGAGGUGCAGAGGACCCUCACAGCGCAUAGAGGCCCUGCAGGACAAGCUGGCUGCCUCACCCAGCCACCGGGUGGCGGUAGAGUGCCUGGCACGGAUGAAGGAGGUGGACUCAGUGUCGCGCAUGAGAUGCCUCAGCAUCAGGAGCACAGACUCUGGGGAGGGGGAGGCAGAGACGGAGACGGAGGCCAAGCGUGGCGGUGGGCAAGUGGACGUGCUCACCCUACCUGCUUCCUUCCAGAGUGAUACAGUGGAAGAUAGAGAGGCCUCUGAAGAUACAGUGUUGCAAGAUGAGGUGUCAUCUCUCUCAGGUAGCUACUUCAUACAUUUGUGUUUUGUUCAAUUUAUUCAAUAA
Molecule: messenger RNA, 8550 nt
Organism: Coregonus sp. 'balchen'
Lineage: Eukaryota; Metazoa; Chordata; Actinopteri; Salmoniformes; Salmonidae
Source: the annotation of a GenBank genome assembly